Messenger RNA from Macrobrachium nipponense, 5552 nucleotides. It is a transcript of the gene Max, whose product is annotated as protein max-like. Lineage: Eukaryota; Metazoa; Arthropoda; Malacostraca; Decapoda; Palaemonidae. Gene Ontology annotation, biological process: positive regulation of transcription by RNA polymerase II. The transcript is spliced from 6 exons. The coding region runs from base 322 to 870 and encodes 182 amino acids. The record is from RefSeq and is a predicted model, not a curated record. Gene Ontology annotation, cellular component: RNA polymerase II transcription regulator complex. Gene Ontology annotation, molecular function: protein dimerization activity; DNA-binding transcription factor activity.
CUCCCUGUCACCCUGUGGAGAGCAAACGUACGUACUACUACGUUUGGGUAACUCCACAGUCUUCACUCACACUGCUGUACAACUGGUAUAUCAAAAGGCACUCGGGCACUUUGCACUGUAUGUGCUCAGUCGUCGGUUCCCACUCGCUGAACUGCAAUGCUGCCAUAGAGUACGUAGUAGUACCACAUACUGAUAAAGUUCCUUGUAUAAGUACUCGUGUUUGGCCCUUUCUCGCGAGUCGCAUCUCGCCAUAUUGAUCUGAGUGACUGAGGCAAUCGCAUCCUCUCCGAUUGGCGGUUGGCAUGGGAACGUGUCUUCAGAAUGAGCGAUGAAGAGAGAGAUAUCGACAUUGAAAGCGAUGAGGAGGAAACAUGUACGUUAGGCCCCCGUGGAGAGAUCCAGUUUGCCUCACAAGCGGAGAAGCGGGCUCAUCACAAUGCUCUUGAGAGAAAGCGUCGGGACCAUAUUAAAGAUUCCUUUUGUUCGUUGAGAGAUUCGGUACCCUCCUUACAAGGAGAGAAGGCUAGCCGUGCACAAAUAUUAAAGAAAGCAGCCGACUAUAUUGAGUUUAUGAGGCGUAAAAAUUCUGCUCACCAGCAAGAUAUUGAUGAUCUGAAGAAGCAAAAUAAUCUCUUGGAGAGUCAAAUUGAGAUGAGUGCUGACCAGAGGCAGCAUCUUCCUGCUGCAGCUCUCUCGCCAGUUCGUUCCUUGGAAAAGACAAAGUACACUGGCAAUUUUGCAGCGAUGGCCAGUAACAAUGGGAUACUUAACAAUAAGUCUGGCUCUCUUGUGGAGUUUGAAGGAUCUGGGUCAGACACUUCAGACUCAGAAGUGCCCAAUAACGUCCAUCGGAAAAAGUUAAAGACAUAACCCUUGGUAAGGUGGAUGUAUUAGGAUAGUUUAGAGUGGUUCGUUGAUUCUUAUAAGAAUGUUGUCAUCGUUUUCAGCUUAAUUUUGUACCUCAGGGAUCUUUUGAGGAUGCUACUUUUUUCCAAUAUGGUACAAAAAAUAUCCCAACAUUUUUUAGUUCAUAGAUUGUGGAUGCUGGGUCAGAUAUUGUACAAAUAUACAAAGGCCGUUUAAGGAAGGAUAACUGUAUUUGACAUUAUACGUAUGUUAUUUUAUAUUGUGCAGCCUGAUUUGGGAGUAGAACAUGUUGGCCUGCCAAGGUUUUGUGUAUGAUAAUGAAAAUAAACAUGCUUUCAUAUAUGAAAUAUGUAAAGCAAAAUAUUAUGUAUUUGAAGCACAUUUUUUACAUAUUCGUUUUUCAUACAAUCUUUGAUUUUAUAAACGAAACUUACCUAGUAAUUACACAGCUAUAGUUUCAAACUUGCACGACAGCUAAAAAUUGAAAUUCACAGUAACGCUUCUUUUGUUUUAUGGUAGGAGACACAGCCCCUCCUACUAUCGGGAAGAAUGGGUGCAACACAGCUGGGCAGCUCAAUUUAUUUCUGCCAGUCCCAACUGAACAUCAGCCAUUCUUAGCAAUUCAAUUUUUAAUUUGCUCACCGGAUGAUUCCUUGGCAUCUUUGUUUGGUAGCCUUCAAGUUAUUGUUAUUUAGUUUUAUUUAGUCUUUAGUUUCUGAUUUUGACUAGUUUAACAUGUCAGAUACUAGUAAUACUAGCAUUAGGUUUAGCAGCCAUCUUAUGACUCGCAUACCGUUUGUUCUAGUUCUAGGGGUCAGUCUUAUUCUAUCAUGUUUUUUUGUCAAGAGUGUAAGGACUGGGAUCAGGGGAAGUGGGAGACCCUUAAUGCACGUUUAGACAAGCUAGAAUGUGACAUGAAAAGAAAGGCAGCUCAGAGCUGGAACUAGAAAUGUAGCUACGUAAUUUGCAUAUUUCUCCUAAAUUGAAUGUAGCCAAUGUAUCUGUUAUGCCUUCUACAUUUUCUGCUUUUUCUCCCCUUCCCAGUCCUCCGACUAUUACGACCUCUCCCUUACCAAACACGUUUGUUUCUGAGCCUAAUGCCAUUGCCAGCCUCAAAGCUGGUGUGGAUCAUAAGUUUGUCCUUGUAGUAAGUACUAUGGAGCAUUUGAGUGCUUCACUGAAAAUCCUUAUGGACAACAAAUGUUAAUGUGAGUGAAAGUGCUAGCGUGUGGAGGAGGUUUUUAUCUGGCCCACUUAGUUUCGGAGUCAGUUGCAUUGACGGCUUACUUGCCAGGCUCCGACAAGUGUUGCUUUAGCCACAGAAGUCGUCUCCCUCAUAAGCAAGAAGGCAGUCAAAGAAGUAGAUGUUAACACUCCAGGCUUCUACAAUUGCCUUUUUGUAGUCCCCAAAACAUCAGGGGCCUGGAGACUUGCCUAUCCAUCAGGGGAACUAGAUGGUCACAAUAGAUAUGCAGCACGCUUAUUUUCACGUCCCGAUUCAUGCGAACAUCAGGAAGUAUCUUCGUUUUGUGUUCUAGGGCAUGCUCUUCCAGUUUCGGGCCUUAUGCUUCUAGCCCCACUCGCAAGAUGGCUUCACUUUAUGGGCAUAAACGUCACAUUUUAUCUAGACGACUCUCCUUUGCUCACCAACGAAGCAGAAGUGCACGGAGGACUUGCAAAAGACACUUCACCUUGCUGAGACUAGGUAUUCUCAUCAACAGGGAGAAAUCACAGCUGUGUCCCUCUCAAACAAUUCUAUAUUGGGGAUGCCUGUAGACUCUCAUGGGUUUUCAGGUUUCUACGUCACUAUGGCUCAGUCAUGCCUUCAGACAGUCAACAACUUCUUCGCUCUCCUUUAUGCUCGGCUAAGAGAUGGAUGAACCUAUUAGGAACCCUGUCGUCGAUAGAGAAGUUUCUCUGUAUGGAGGCUUCAUUUAAGAGUCCUACAGUUCUUCUUGAAGGCAAACUGGAGCAAGAAAAUACAACUGGACUUGUUCGUUUUCCCAAUCUCACCGGAGAUCAUGACGGUCUUACGGUGGUGGCUGUCAGAGCGAAGACUUUCAGAAGGCAUAUCCUUUCACCCGUGGAACUCCAGCCUAUUCUUGUAUUCAGAUGCCUCAGACACAGGCUGGGGAGCUCUCCUUGGAGACAAAAAUCUUAGGCCUGGUCUGAAGAAGAGUAACCUUCAUAUAAAUGUGAAGGAACUAAGAGCCAUUCACCUUUCCCUUCCUCAUUUUGCAAAGAUGACCUAUGACAAGACAGUAGAGUGUUCUCAGACAGCACCACGGCUUUGGCUUACACCAGAAAGUAGGAAGAACUCCUUCUCCCGAUGCGAGACAGCAAAGAAUCUGCUCUUCUGGGCGCAGGAGUUAAGACGUACAGAUGCGCAUUGAUUUAUGGAAAUUGUAGAGAAUACUGUUCAUUAAUCUGUUCGUGACGUCGAAAAUCCAUAGUCUUACGUUUUUCUGCUCACUGAUUCCAGAACCUCUAUCAUGUGCCAUGGAUACCAUGCUUCUUGAUUGGGUAAAUCUAGACAUUUAUACCUUCCCUCCUUUCGGCAUGGCCAGGGAAGUGUUGAGAAAAUUCAUGUCUCAUCAGAGCUCCAAGAUCACUAGUCGCCCCAUUCUGGCAAGAAGAGAAUAGUUCCCGGACCUCCUUUCUCUCCUGAUAGACUUUCCAAAGCUCCUUCCACAGAGGCAAAAGCUUGUAAGACAACCUCAUUUCCACAGGUUUCAUCAAAAUCUAUGUGCUUUUGCUUUGACAGGGUUCAGACUGUCAGAGCAAAGGGGUUUUCAAAACCACUUGCGGAAACAGUUGCAAAAUGUAGACAACAUUUUUCUACCAGGGUUUACCAAGCAAAGUGGGCAAAUUUCCACAGCUGGUGCAGAAGAAAUAAAGUUUCUUCUCAAACAUCUGUGACAGAAAUUGCAGAUUUUUUUUGUUUUCCUUAAGUCAGAGAGAGUCUUAUCUACAUCGACCAUUAAAGAAUAUAGAACCAUGUGAGGUUAGUAUUUCCAAAUAGAGGCAUAGAUUUAGGAGCAAACCAAGACAUCUUUGACCUAAUUAGAUCCUUUGAGGCUGGAAAAGAUCAUAAAGCUUCCUCAGUGUCUUGGAAUUUGGAAUUUAACAUAUUACCUUAGUAGGACAGAGAGCAUCAGAGGUCCAUCAUGUAAUCUCUGGUGCAUCAUUAAAAAUCCUUCAAAACUGGUUUCCAAGAAUGUGAUUUCUUUCUUUUUGAGGAAGGUUAUUGUGGAGGCACACUCCAAAAUUACUGAGGACUUCUUACCUGUUUAAAAGGAAAGCCCACAAAAUUAGGACUGGCCACUUCGUUGGCAUUCAGACAUAUGUCUUUAUCAGCGCUUAUGCAAGCUACCUUCUAGAAGUGCAAAUCAGUGUUUUCUGCACUAUUUGAAAGAAGUGGAAACUAUUUUUGGUUUAUUGCAGUACGCUCGGUCCUCUUUUGAUGACUGGCAUGGUAUUAGGGUGAGGAAACAGGAGUUAUACACCCUUGUCACUACAGUUAAGAUGAGCGAUAACCAGGGGCAGUACGUAUCUUCCUGCACAGCUUUCUUAACAGUUAAGAGUACAACAAAAUUAAAGUGAACCCCCCUGUAUUUGUGGAUUUCUCUUUGGAACAUAUACCCCCAUUAUUCGCAGAAAAUUUGCAUAUUCGCAGUAUUUUUCUGUGAGAAAUAUCCACAGAUUCUUGUGUGCGUGUGAUUUUUUUUUUUUUUUUUUUUUUUUUAUAAAUUUCAUUAUUAAAUGCACUUUUUUGUGAUAAAACCACUAAAAAAAAGAUAUAAACAUAUUUAGUGGGUUUUUCUUGAGUUUUACCUAAAAAAAAUAGGCAGUUUCAACUUCUGGCGGGGGACCCUGGUACCUAUCCCCUGUGAAUACGGGUGGAACACUGUACAUUACAAAUACUUACUGUUCUUGGGUUUUAAUUAAAAUCUUAAAUGUGCCCAUGAAUCCCACCUCCUUUUAAUAUGGAAUUCAGCUGUGUAAUUACUUGGUUUCAUUUAUAAAAAUGGCCUUUUUAUAAUGAUAAAACAAAGAUUUAUAAAUGUACUUCCCAAGUAAUUACAGAAUCAAAGCCCUCCCUCAUCCUCUUGUGGGCACAAGACUUAAACAGAUGUGUUGCACCUAUCCUUCCCAAUAGUGGGGUGGGCCGUGUCACCUACACAAAAAUAGAAGCGCUAUCGUGAUUUUCAAUUUUUAGCUGCUGUGCGAUUUUGAAACUAUAGCUGCAUAAUUACUUGGGAAGUGUUUAUAAAAUUUUAUUUUAUUAUAAAAAUGUCAUUUUAAUAUGAGGUUAAGUACUUGUGGUUAACUGGUAGUUUUAUGGUUCUAGUGUUUUCAAAACAGAAGAUUAGAUUAAAGAAGGGUGAUUGAUAGCUAAUUAAGAAUUGAUAUUGCAAUAGUGAUUUGUAGCUUAACUGUAGUUUCUGUUGUCAUUAUAGUUUUUCUUUUAGGUAACUGAUGUCUAAACUCCCAGGAAAUAUGUUUUUGAAAGAUAGGCGAUGAUGAAUUGGGAUGAAAGUGUUAUAAGUGUGUUAGAGAUUGAUUUUUUGUUUUUUAUUAUAUUUAUUUUUUGCCAGUCUUAAAUUCCAAUAUUUCCAAACAGAAGAUUUAUAUAUUUAUGUACAGUAUUAAAAUUCUCAAAUAAAAUAUUGAUGUGCAGGUUA